AUGUGGAGCCUCAAGGUAACACUGCAAAUGUGUGAACUGGGACUUGGAAUCCUAUCUUGUUUUCCCAUCUUGAGCUCUAAAACACCAUAUUCCAUAGACUUCAAUCUUCACAUCAUCGUACCAGACAGGCGCGCUCAACUUGCUCCGAACCGCACUCCACCACCACAUGUGCACCCACCUGGCGAGGCUAAAUGCGCGGCUCCCGGAACAAACACCUCCCACCCGGGCCUAGCUCUCCUCGCCCGGGGACAGCGGUCACACCUGUUUGAUAAAUGUGAAGGCAGGCCCACGACGGCCCCCUGGACACCAGGCGCGGCCCGGCUCUCGCUCCCCGGCCCCCAGCCUCCCUCACCCGUGGAGGCCUCGCGGUCGGCGCUCCUCUCCAGGCCCGUUGGACUCUCACCCACCCGGGCACACAGCACCGGAUCCGGAUCCGGCUUCAGCGCCAGCCCCACCUCCUCCUCCACCUCCCGCGCCACGGUUGCCGUCGCGGCCGCCCCUGCCCGAGCCGCCACCGGGACGUGGCAACGCCGCCAACGCCUCCGCCCCACCCCGGGCCGCUUACGCAGGGCCUCGCGCAGGCGGGCGGAGGUGCUCCGAGGGCGAGGGGCGGGCCAGGGCGGGGCGUGCGGCGGGCUUUCGCACGUGGGGCGCGGCGAGGACCGCCCCCGCGCGGACUCCGCCUCCCGGCGGCGCGGGAGCCCCACCCGGGCUCGCUCCGUGCGGUCAUGCCCGCGGCCUCCAGCUCUCGGCUUCUCGGGAAAUAACUCUGCUUAAGGAGUCAGCGAAGCACCUCUUGUGGUACCUGCAAACAUAAGCCCCAUUAGAGGGCUUCCUCUGGGAGCAGCUGCAAAAACUGGGGCACCAGACAUGUGGACGAGCUCCUUUUUGGGAUAUACUGAUGACCUACCUGGAGUGAGGCAGAGGGAGAACAGGAAAAUGUCCCUACCAGUCUCUGUGGUUUCUGGAGAAUAUUGCAGUUCGCCUCUACAAGUGUUUUAAAUUAGAAACCUGCCCCUCAAGCCAAAACUUUAAAGGUAAGCAAUAGCUUCUUUCGUGGGGAAACUGGGCAUGAUUCAGUCUGCUCCCUCUGCGCUGGGCUCUGAGGGCCAAGCCAUGGUGAGUCCACACAAAUCCUGUAAGAACUAUUAGUUCACUAUAGACUGUGGAUCUCGUGGAUGUAAGUCCCUGUUGGCUUUCAGAGCUAGGUGUUUUGUGAGUCCAUUUCUCAGGUAGAAGUCUUAAAAGUUGUGGUGCCAGCUCUGGUGUCCAAGCCCUUCUCUCCUCAGAGAGAAGCUGGGAGUUGUGAGCUCCCUCCUAGUUGUGUGUUGCUGCUCCAGGGAUAAGAUUGUGUCUGAGGCUUUCCUACUCAAUUCAGUGGGAGUUUUUUCUCACUUGCCUGAUGUGUAAGAGUCACUCAGCUAGUUUCUAGAUUUCUUUCAGAGGGGAUUGUUCUGUAUGUAGCUGAAGAUUCGGUGUGUCUGUGAAAGGAGGUGACUUUAAGGUUCUCUUUUGUCACUGUCUUGAACCAGAAAAACAGUUUGUGGAUUCUUAUAAGAAAUGCUAUAUCAUCAAUGUUUCUGCUGGCAAAGAUCAUGAUAUUAUGUGGGAAAACAUGCUAUCAGUGAUUGAGUUGAGAAAUGAUUUGGGAGUGUUGGGUUCAAUGAAAACUGUUAAGAAUACCUUAACCCAUUUAUUUCAUUCAUAUUUUUCUUGUAAUAUUUGCACAAGAAUUAUAUAUAACAAUCUAUGUCUACUUACAUAAAUUUCUCUUUUGCUAGGUUUUGAAAUAGAAUUUGUAAGUGUUAAGAAAGUAUGUGUUAUAGUUUUUAAUUGGCCGUAUUGUUUCUUUUUUUGUGGUAUAUAAACUAAUGAUAGGUCUUACAGUAGAUGUAUCUUAAGAUUUGAUGAAAUAUGGUACAUACCUUAAACAUAUUAAUGUUCAUAAAUUAUUUGAUCCUUAUGUUAAUACUGGGAGAUAAGACAGGCAUUAUUAUUUCCAUAAGACAAAUGAAACUCAGGUGGUUUUCAUUUUGUUAUAGGUGAGGCUGUGUUAUAUUUUAUAGACUUUUAAACUUAACCUAAUAAGAUAGUUCAGUAAUUUAUUUUUUAUAAUGUUAAACCAAAACUUUAUAGCAUUUUUACUGCUGAGUAGAUCAUGUUACAUAAUGACACUUUUUUGAAAGUGUGAUGUUAUAAAAGAAACAUGACUGGUGAUAAAGCACAGGGCUAUUUAUGUGUGGAGUUAGGGACACUCGGAUAUGACAGCAAUUCCUGGAAGGGAAGCAAAGGAUCAAACCUAGGAGAAAUGUGGUUCUAUGUAAAACAUCUCAAAUCUAAUCGAACUGUGAAGUGUAUUUAUUAACAUGUUAUAGAUAACAACAUGUCUUGUUCAGACCUUCAAAAGUGGCUCAUUUUUUCGUAGGUGCUGUGUCUUCACAUUAUACAGUUGCCUAUAUCUACUGCUUGGUAGUCAGCUUCCUGCUUCCAAGCAAUAGAAACCAACUGUGGAAGGAUUGUUAGUUUAUAGAAUCAAUGGGAAGGCUGGAGAACCAACCAGGCUCAAAAAACAAUAGAGGCCAAGUGAGGCUAGGCAGCCAAGAACAGCCAGCUGCCCAGAGUCUGGGGAAACUGUAUUUUGGUCUUUCAGUUUCCUCCUGUCCAGAGUCAGACAUUGUUGAAUUUUCAAAAUCAGAUCCAGGGCAGCCAGAAUAAGCACAUGUACACUUUAUUAUAAUAUAUUAUGCCAUAUAUAUUUUGUUUAAAUAUGAUUGAGUGGAACAUUUAAAAUGUGCAUUUAAUGAGGCCACUUUUAGGUAUAAAGAAUUGUUUUAUUAUAAUUACUUUUCUUUUGAAGAGUGCUCUUAAAUACUGGAAGACAUUCCUAGAACCACAACAUUCAUCCUGCUGUUGGCACAGCCUAUUUUAUUAACUCCUUCCUUGCUGAAAGUUAAAAUAUAUAUGGGUAUCUCCUCCUGCCCCUGCGCAGAAACUAAGCCAAUUUUAUUGUGAAAUAUAUUAUGAUUCACCUUACUUGCUGGAAUUCACCUAUAAAACUAGGUAUGGCUAUGGGUGGCAGAGAGUCAUUUUUAGGCAUUCCUUGAUUAUACCAUUCUCCCGUGUCACUUGACUUCCAUCUCUGAAUUCAGUCUUUAAGUAUCUAACAUAUAGUUUGUGUACCCAUUUAUUUGUUUAUUGCUUACUGCAAAGGUAAUGAAUGGUUGUUUUAAAAUCUGUAACAUUACAGAAACACAGAACAAAGAGUGACCAUUCCCCAUAAUCCUGCUCUCAAGGAUUAUGUUAAUAUUCCUGUUAAUAAUAUUAUGUUAAUAGUUUGGUAGAUCUUCAUCCAGACUGCCUGGGUUCCAUUUCCAGCUUUUCCAUUUAGCUGGCCACCUUGGACAAGUUAUUUGUCCUCACACUGCCUCAGUUUCCUCAUUUCAGCAUAAUAGUACUGUCCUACAAGGUUUUGUGAGGGUUUAAUAGAUAAGAUGAAAAGUGUUCAGCAUAAUUACUAGCAUAUAGUAAGUGCUUGAUAAAUGCUAGUUUGUGUAUGUGUAUUGGUCAAGAUAAGCUAGAUUAUAUUGCAAUAACAAACAAUCCAUCCAAAUCUCAGUGGCUUAACACAAUAAAAAUUUCUUGCUAAUGCUGCAUUUCUUACACAGAUUAGCAGGGUGUUUUCUCCAUGUAGUCAGUCAGGGGCCCCAGCUAAUGGAGGUUCGACCAUGUUGUGGCCACACUCUGUAAUACAUUGUGCUUUUAGUCACCAUAAAGAGACUAUAAAAUCACACAUGGAUUUUUUUACUGCCUCAGCCCAUAAUUGACAUACUCUACUUCCAUUUACAAUUUAUUAGUCAUAACUAGUAACCAUGGCUCUGCCCUGCUGCAAGUCAGGUGUGACAUGUGAAAGGGGAGUUCAGAAUAUUUUGGUGAGUGCUACAACCUGUGGCAAGGCCAUUCCUCCCCCUACUCCCCAGUAUGGCAUAAUAUUAUCCAAACUGUGUUGCAGGUUUUUUUUUAUUUCAUAGUAAGACUAAAUUUAUUCAAUACCCUAGUAAAAGUUUUGAUUAUAGUUAUCCAACAGUAUAAAAAGUACAAAACAGAUUGGUAGAUUUCUAAUAUAUUAAUACAAAGUGCAUGACUACAUAUAGUACAUCCUACAGGCAAAGAGGUGGAAGGGGAAAAAGAAGGCCUUGGUUGAGGUCUAGUAAUAGAUAAAUAAAUACAGAGGUAGAGAUGAUCCAUAUUAUGGUAUAUUCUAACACCAAUACUGUAGCCAAAAUGUACAAAAAAAUUUUUUUGAAACAGGAGGAAGAUGAUAAUGGCUGGGACUCUUGUAAUUUACCUCAGAGGCUGUGGGAGAGCCAACCCAACUCACGGUGUAAUCUGUGCAUAUGGUGGCUUGUAGUUUUUGCCAUAAGGAAGAAAUAUAAAAUUUUAAGUUUGGAUUAAGAACUAUAAAACUAUAGGGUGCCCAUAAAAAGUGGCUCACUCCUUACUGUUAUUUAUACUAAUUUUUAAAAUCCAGUUUUAAAAAUAAGCACUGCUGGCACAAGAACGGACACUCAGAUCAAUGGAACAGAAUAGAGAACCCAGAAAUGGACCCACAAACGUAUGGCCAACUAAUCUUUGACAAAGCAGGAAAGAAUAUCCAAUGGAAUAAAGACCGUCUCUUCAAGUGGUGCUGGGAAAACUGGACAGCGACAUGCAGAAGAAUGAACCUGGGCCACUUUCUUACACCAUACACAAAAGUAAACUCAAAAUGGAUGAAAGACCUAAAUGUAAGACAGGAAGCCAUCAAAAUCCUCGAGGAGAAAGCAGGCAAAAACUUCUUUGAUCUUGGCCACAGCAACUUCUUACUCAAUACGUCUCUGGAGACAAGGGAAACAAAAGCAAAAAUGAACUACUGGGACCUCAUCAAAAUAAAAAGCUUCUGCUUUUUAUUAAAAGCGAAGGAAAUAAUCAGCAAAACUAAAAGGCAACCGACAGAAUGGGAGAAGAUAUUUGCAAAUGACAUAUCAGAUGAAGGGUUAGUAUCCAGAAUCUAUAAAGAACUUAUCAAACUCAACACCCAAAAAACAAAUAAUCCAGUGAAGAAAUGGGCAAAAGACAUUAACAGACACUUCUCCAAGGAAGAUAUCCAGAUGGCCAACCGACACAUGAAAAAAUGCUCAACAUCACUCAUCAUCAGGGAAAUACAAAUCAAGACCACAAUGAGAUACCACCUCACCCCUGUCAGAAUGGCUGACAUUAACAACUCAGGCAACAACAGAUGUUGGCAAGGAUGCUAAGAAAGAGGAUCUCUUUUUCAGUUCUGGUGGGAAUGCAAGCUGGUGCAGCCAAUCUGGAAAACAGUAUGGAGGUUUCUCAAAAAAUUAAAAAUAGAACUACCCUAUGACCCAGCAAUUGCCCUACUAGGCAGUUAUCCACGGGAUACAGGUGUGCUGUUUCGAAGGGACACAUGCACCCCCAUGUUUAUAGCAACACUAUCAACAACAGCCAAAGUAUGGCAAGAGCCCAAAUUUCCAUCGAUGGAUGAAUGGAUAAAGAAAAUGUGGUGUGUGUACAUAUAUAUAUAUAAUGGAGUAUUACUCAGCAAUCAAAAAGAAUGAAAUCUUGCCAUUUGCAACUACGUGGAUGGAACUAGAGGGUAUUAUGCUAAGUGAAAUUAGUCAGAGAAAGACAAAAAUCAUAUGACUUCACUCAUCUGAGGACUUUAAGAGACAAAACAGAUGAACAUAUGGGAAGGGAAACAAAUAUAAAAACAGGGAGGGGGACAAAACAGAAGAGACUCAUAAAUAUAGAGAACAAACUGAGGGUUUCUGGAGGGGUUGUGGGAGGGGGGGUGGGCUAAAUGGGUAAAGGGCACUAAGGAAUCUACCCCUGAAAUCAUUGUUGCACUAUAUGCUAACUACUUUGGAUACAAAUUUUAAAAAAUAAAAAAUAAAAUUAAAAAAAAUAAAAAAUAUAUUAAGUGUAAAAAAAAAAUAAGCACUGAGUCAUGUUGUUAUAGGGUAGGCAAAUGAUCCUCCCUGAUUAUGAAAAGUCUGAACCGGUGAUAGGUUAUUCCUGAACGUUUAGAAAAGAGGCACCCAGAGUACUUUGGUUUGGGUUCAAGUAAAAAGCCUUCAAAUGAAGAUUUUGGAAUUGAAGAGCUCCAUCUUCAGGAUGCAUCAUCUGACAUGUCAAUGUUCACAAAGCCUGACUGAAAGAAGUCAAACCUAAACCAGCCCACUCAGCAUUAACACACAUCUCUUUUCUUUUAGAAUUUUACUUUAAUAUAGAGUGGAAAAAAAACAAAACAAAAAACCCAAACCCUAACAGGUUAAAAUCAAACAACCACUCUACACAGACAAAACCUUCACAGAGGUCAACUGAAGUAAUCCAGAGCUAAAACUGAAUUGUGCAGAUUUUCAAUGAAGUCACCAGUCGUGUAACACAAAGGCAAUUAUUUACACGCUAGGCAAGCCCUCUAAGAAAUGUUCCCCAAGAAGCAUUAACCUUUGUUUUUUGUGUGUGCCAUCCUGAAGAUUUGCACAUUUUUUUUAGAUAAUUUAACAUUUUUAAUAGAAUGUGAUCUCUACCGUGUGGUAAUGCUUUGGUACUCUUUAUUUAGGAUUCCUCAUCCUAAAACUUGACAUUUCCCCAGAGGAGCUUUGAUUCUGCUUUAGGAGUUUCAAAAUAGAUUAAAAUCUUUAUUAAAAAUCAAUACGGAGGGAGGUGACAGAGGAUGCAACAUAUACACUCAAGUUACCUCUCUGUAUGUUUAGAAAUUACUCCUUCAAGGUAUUUGCACCAGACAGCUUUGUCCUGCUUAAUAUUCAGUAGUACAGGUUUAAAUCAUCAGAACCUUGGCAAGACCUUAAAUUAUUAACAACUACCUCUUGGGGCAAGUCUGUGUUACUGAGUUAUGACAAAUUUAUUAUCAUGAAGGAAAACAAGCACAGCCAGUCAUCUUAAAAAUGCCCCAACCACUGCUUCUCAAUAUAGAAAGACUAAAACUACAUAUGUUUAUCAUACAGCAAAUCCCAUCUCUGUCCUCUGAAAUUCCCCUAGUUUCAUUCAUUAAAAGGGGAUUAAAAAAAAAAAGACUUAAAGAGCACUUUACAGCAUCAUUCAGCUUUCCUAUGAAAUAGUCAACAUCUUAAAUAUUAUGUAUACUUUUUUUCUUUUAGUAAGCUAGACACUGGCUUCAGAGUUUGUGGAACUGGAGGAGAAAUAACAACCCAUUCAAAACUAUUCUAGAAAGUGUCUUUUGGCAGAAUAGCAGGUAUCCAAGUUAAAAAUAGGAGGGUUUUGUUGCUUUGUUUUCUUUCCAAAAUUUAAAUUGUUUUUUUGUUCCCCUUCUACAUAAAUCUCAGUCACCACUCCUGAGUGGAGAUGGGCAGAGGCUCUGGCCCCUGCUCCUCCGGCUUCUCAGCAGCUGCUUUCUUAUUGCUGCAGCAAGGCUUGAAUAAAUGUGUGUCAAUGAGAACUUCUCCAAAACUGCCUUUAUAGAUAAUCCUGCAACGUAUUUUCUGUCUUUUCCAGUAUGUGAGACCUAAAAAGGAAAAAAACUGGCGUUCUGUUAGAGCCAGAAGCCAUCUCUGUAUCUGAGCCACCAUCUGACUUGUUACUGUAACAAGGAGACUGAGCUGGAAAGGCACUUGAGGUGGUACUGUGAGCAUCAGAAUUGUGACAUUUAAAUUCCUUCUGUAGUUUACUGAUCUGGUUGCUUUUUAUCCAGUUUCCAGAUAGAGUUUUCACUUUCUUUGGUUUCAAUGUUGUCUUCAGACUGGGCCCUGCCCUUGCAUCUACCACAUGAUUCCAGUUUUUAUUUUUAUUUUUUUUAAUCCUGCUGGCAAUUUCUUCCGUCUUUUCACAAGCAGGACACAGGCAUUACAGAUGUCUCCUGAACAAGUCUCAUGCAACCCAAAACAGCUCUGGAAGUCCUUUUCAUAGCGUUUACUGUCAGUGAAUCGAGAACUGGAGGACUUAGCUCUGCAAAUACAGCAGCCGUCUAUACUUUGGUACAUCUUUGGCUUGUGAAAACCAAACAUCUUUUCUUCUGGGCAAUAGUCUUCCAAAAUCAGCCGUUCCACGCACAAUAACGUUCCUGAGGUCUGGAGUGCACGCCAAGCUAGCCCCCCCCCCCCCUUCCAAUUGCUCCCUUCUCCUCAACUGUCUUGUCUAGACAGAUGGUCUACUGCAGUUCUGCAGUUGCUACCACUGGCUGGGAAGGUGUAGAUUCCCCAGUUCUUUUUUUUUUUUUAAAUAUAUAUCAUGAACAUCUCCCCAUGUCAAUAUGUAUUAAUUCGUUGACUAUUUAUUGAGCACUUCUUUGUAGUAGGCCUUGUUCUGGGUAAUGGGAAUGAAGAAGACAUUUAAUAAACCCUGUCUUCAUGAAAUUUAUUGGAUUGCAAACAGAUAAGAAAUAAAAUAUUUUUUAAGUAUAAUAUGUUAGGAGGUGAUAAAUGUUACGGCAAGAAAAAAGAAAGGGAAGAGGCAGAGGGAGUUUGGGUGGUAUAGUUUUAAUUAGAGUGGUCACUGAAGGUCUUUGUGAGGUGAUUUGAGUUAAAUUCUGAAAGGUGUGAGAAAUAGCUUGUGAAUAUCUUUAUGGAGAGAACAUCCUAAGAAAAUAAAACUAUACGUGUGGCUUGGUGAUGUGAACAUGAAGAUGCAUUUUCCUAUUUUUGUAUAUGUUUAAAAUUUUGUAUAUGUUUAAAAUUUUG
Messenger RNA from Acinonyx jubatus (cheetah), 8711 nucleotides. RefSeq lists its product as uncharacterized. The coding region runs from base 1 to 777 and encodes 258 amino acids. The transcript is spliced from 3 exons. The record is from RefSeq and is a predicted model, not a curated record. Lineage: Eukaryota; Metazoa; Chordata; Mammalia; Carnivora; Felidae.